Messenger RNA from Periconia digitata, 1607 nucleotides. NCBI's taxonomy places the organism in Eukaryota, Fungi, Ascomycota, Dothideomycetes, Pleosporales, Periconiaceae. The record is from the annotation of a GenBank genome assembly.
UCCAACUCUGCAAUCGAAUCUUACAUGGUGUGAACGAUUCAGCUCAUAUCAAUGAACAAUUUUCUCGCAAAACCAUCCUCAACAAUCUACACCCAGAUUUCUCACUAAAAUCAGCAGGGUUUUCCGCAACAAUGCCCGCCGUUCCCCGGAGGAAAUGCUGCAUUCCUUGCGCCAGCGCGAAACGUAGUUGCGAUAAGCAAGUUCCUGAAUGUCAAAGGUGUAUAGACAGAGAUAUCGACUGCAGUUACCCAUUGCCUAAACGAUCGCGAAGGCGUCGCGAUAUCCCGUUUUCGGAGAGCGCUGUAACAGAGCAUGUUGGCUCUCAACCACAAGAUCUUCCGUUUAUCCAUCCAACCACGAUGGGGGACAGUAGUAGUAUGAACGAAGGGAGUUAUAUCAAUACAGCGGAUCUAGACUUUGCGUACGGCUGGGAAACAGUCACACAGGAUCAAAUCGAGUUGAAUGUCCCUUUAGUCGACGACAUGACGUUUCCGUACAUGCCCCUGACGACCAUCAUGUCAGGAACGCUCCCCCAACCCCCAUCAAUACCACCACUACCACAACAACUAUCUGCUACCAUCACCACAGCAACACAGCCCCCCAUUUUCAAUAGCACCAACCUCACCAAACCAUCAUGCCCCUGGUUUCUCGAAGAAGAAACAUGGGCCCUGAAGCACUGCGAUGAAACUCCCUCCAGCUCAGCCUUACUCGAACUAGACCCCUUCAUCAACAGCGUAAAAGACAUGCUCAAAAACUGGGUUCAAAACGGACAUAACAAUUUCAUCCACCACCGCUUAUACGUAAAGGGCAUGUCGACUUGUCUCCAGGACGCUUUCACCACACUGGCAUCGUAUAUGACGGCGCACACGCCAACAGUCAAGCAGACCAUCCUCCAGAUUGCUGAAGAGCGUUGUGCGAGGCUUGUCGAGCAGAAAGGAGAUAUCCAUAAUGUGGAUAGUGCGACGAGCGGGUUUUACGGAGGCAGCGUUAUCCAGGAAGGGAUAUUGACCCAGCUAGCUCGGGUACAUGCGCUCUUCGUAUACGAAUUCAUCCGUCUAUUCGAUGGUGAAAUCCGCGUCCGAGCUUCCGCAGAGCUACAACUAUCCACCUUACGAAAAUGGACGACGAGUUUGCGAGAGACAAUACAGCAAUAUCGCGGUGAUGACACUUUAGUUACGCCCAAUCCCGCUGGUGGGAAUCAGCAAGACCAGACGCACACACAGUCCGAUAAAGACUAUUCAGCAGCGACGGCGUCAUGGCAUCUCUGGAUCCUCACUGAAAGCGUCCGUCGUUCCCACCUCAUCAUCGAUGCUGUCGCGAAUAUCUACCAGACUAUGACGAAAGGUUGGGCUGAGUGUGCGGGGGCGGUUAUGUUCACGGCGCGGGCUGGGCUGUGGGAUGCUGAGACGGCGACGAAAUGGUGCCGUCUUUCGGGCGGUGGAACGUCGCCGCUUCUUGUGAAGUCGCUUUCACCGGGGCCAAUUAUCGCGAGUUAUAAGGCUGGUGAGGUGGAUUCUUUUGCCAGGAUGUAUUGGACUUUUAUUGUAGGGAGGGAGAGGAUCGAGUGGUGGGCUGAGCGGAGUGGACUGGAAGGGAUUGUUGGAUGA